CGCGCCACGGCAUUCCCGCGGCGCACUUCGGCCCGAGCACAUCGCACAUCGCUCUCUCUCUCUCUCCCGCAUAUAGGAGCUAUACACUCUCAGCUGACAGAGUUUCUCUCUCAGUAUACACCUGCAGAUCGACCGGUAAUCUGGAUAAUAACUCGUGGGCAGUGUGCAAGUGAGUGGCGAGCAGAGACGCAGUGGAUGCGAAAUAUCGCGCGUUGAAAACAAAAAUUUCAACCGUUCGCAGCAGUGGCGGGAGUUUUCGAAUUUCGCGCGCGCUCGACGAACUUGUGCAGCCCGUGCAGUAGUGCUUGUUGUUGAGAGCUGUCAGUGGUACAGAUAAGCGCAGUGUUGUAACGGACGGACAUUCGCAUUAACACCGAGGGGAAGAGGACGGGCCAUGCUCCUCGUGCCCCGGCGGCCCAGUCUCGUUGGCCUGUCUCUAUAACGCUGAUUGCAAGAGAUGAAUCGCUGUUAGCGACAGAGAGGACAACCAGCCCGAAAAAAGCCAGACGUCAGGAUGCGCUGCCUUCUACUAUUGAUUUUCCUGACGGGAAUCGUCGCCAGCGACAACAGCACUCUCGACGGCAGCCUAGAAGCCGUAAACUCGGCCAACAGUUACGAGGCGGAUCCAGCUACUCAGGGAAUUUCCGGAGGUGAAUGGACGUCUUGUUCGAGGAGCUGUGGCGGUGGCAUCUCCAAGCAGCAGAAGCAGUGUCGCCGAAAGCCGUGCAAAGGCAGACCUUGGAACAUCAAGUACAAAGUUUGCAACGUGCAGCCAUGCGACAAGCCGUUCGACUUCCGCUCGGAGCAGUGCUCGGACUUCGACAGCGUACCCUACAGCGACCAGCUGCUCAAGUGGUAUCCCUACUACGACCCGUCGCGGCCUUGCGCCCUGAUCUGUCGAGGCGAGCAGCCCAACAGCAGCAACGCCGCCGUCGUCGCGGCCACCGCUGCCGAACAGAUUCGCGCUCUGAAGGAGCGUCUGCUCAGCAGUGCCGAGGAGUACGAGUCUGACGAGUCCAUCGUCGUGCAGCUUGCCGAGAAGGUGCAGGACGGCACCAGGUGCUAUCCCGACAGCCAGGACGUCUGCAUCAACGGCGAGUGCAUGAGGGUCGGCUGCGAUAUGAGAGUCGGCAGCAACAAAAACAGAGAUGCCUGCGGUGUUUGCGGAGGCGACGGUUCAACGUGUAACGUUAAAUACGCCUGGACUCUGGAAUUCACGUCGGCUUGUUCCGAAACUUGCGGAGGAGGCUUUCAAAUCGCGUCAUCCGUAUGCAAGAGCACUGGACCGGAAGAGAGCAUUGUCGACAGUUCAAAAUGCGAUGCGGAUCUGAAGCCAGAGGUUGUACUUUUGCCUUGCAACACGCAGCCCUGCUUGACUAAAUGGCUGACCGGCGAGUGGAGCAAAUGCAGCGUGUCCUGCGGCGGUGGCUCCAGGAGCCGCGCGGUUUUCUGCAUCGAGGAGAACGGCAACGCCACCAGCAAGCUUCCAGACUACAAGUGCAGCGCCAGCCACAAGCCGAAGUACCAGGAAAUCUGCAACACCUUCUCCUGUCCUAUGUGGGAAUCCGGCGAGUGGAGCGACUGCUCAGCGUCGUGCGGCUCAGGCGUGAAGACACGCAGCGUCGAGUGUCGCGACGGCAACGGUCGACUCUCCGACGACUGCGAUCCAUCGCAGAGGCCUCGAACCGAGCAGGAGUGUCGCGCCACCGCCAGCAUCGAUUGUUCCAGUUAUGGCGAUGAGAUGACGCAACCGCUGAUGCAGCCCUACCCACCUGCGCCCGUACCAGAGAAGCUCAUAGACCAGCCAGUGCCCUCGCAAUCAACGUUCAUAGCGGACGAGUGGUCGCCGUGCAGCGUCACCUGCGGCGAGGGUAUCCGUCACCGCGAGGUCAACUGCAAGAUCUUCCUCGAGUUCAGCCGGACAAUCGCCAAGCUACCGGAUCACCAGUGCUCGGGACCGAAGCCCCAGGAGACUGAGAAGUGCUCGAUGAUGCCGUGCAACCUCAUGGAAAACAGUCUGGCCUACCGCAUCGAUACCGUCGGCGACAGCAGCUACGCCGAGAGCAGCCUCACCGACACCUUCAGGUCGUCCUCGCUGGCGGUCGGUGGAAGUGCCGCGGCCAGCAGCGGAGGACCAUCCGCCAGUUCGGCCGGUACUGGCUACGAGAGUAACGUCAAGGUGGCUCCUGGAAGUUCCAUCAAGACAUCCUACUCGUGGAAGGAGGUCGGCUACACUGAUUGCAGUGCGACCUGCUUAGGAGGUGUUCAGGAUUUAAUAAUAACCUGCGUCAGAGAUGACACGGGCAAAACUGUGAUGCCCCUAUUGUGCACCGCGGAGACUAAGCCGGAAUCUAGGAUAAGAGUUUGCAACGACCACCCGUGUCCCCCGAGAUGGAACACGAGCGAGUUCGGCUCAUGCCCGAAACCCUGCGGCUUUGGUAUCCAAACGCGCGAGGUCACCUGCAUCCACGAGGUAACGCGCGGCACUGGGAAUACUGUAGCCGUGCCGAAUCAUAUGUGUCCACAGCCACCACCCGCCGACAGGCAGUACUGCAACGUCUGGGAUUGCCCGGUCGAGUGGCACGUGGGCGAGUGGGGCAAGUGUUCGAAAACCUGCGGCGGUGGCACCAAGAGGCGUAAGGUGAUAUGCGAGCAGGUGAUGGCCCAGGGCCACAAGCAGACGCGCCAGGAGCAAGACUGCCCUUCGCCGAAGCCGCGCACCGAGAAGGAGUGCAACAGUCGUCCGUGCGAGCAGCUGAGCGCUGGCGCUCAGCCCAUCAUCGCCAGCAAGAACACGACGUACAUUCAGGACGAGCCCGGGAAAAAGGUCAACCUGGACAUCGGUGGCCAGGCGACGAUUUUUCAAGGCACUCCGGCUAUCAAGAUUCGCUGUCCUGUUAAGAAAUUCGACAAGGCUCACAUUGUUUGGAGGAAGGAUCACGAGGAGUUACGGAAAUCGAAGAAACACAAGAUCAACAAAAAGGGAGCUUUAAAAAUCGUGGAUAUAAACUUCUCCGACAGCGGAAUAUACUCCUGCUGGGCUGGACAGACGAACGCUGUGAUGCACCUCAUGGUGAAGCCGAAGCCGCGAGAUCUAAUGAGCAACGAGGAAGUUUUACGCUCGGGCAACGCGGUGCAUCAGCGUCAGGGCGCCCAGCUCAGUUCCGCUCCAGUUAAUUCCGAGCCAUUUUACGGAACUUUUAGCGAGGAAAGCCAAGAAUCCCGACAGGAGAGUCAAAAAACGACGACCGAGAAGCCAGAGAAGAAAAAGAAGAAGAAGAAGCAGCAGAAUCAAGCAGCAAGCCCAUCGCCCUCAGGAUCCACGGGAAAACACGACUACUCUGUCACGCCACAGCAUCAGCCGGUUGAGUCGUCGGCUUCAUCGAGUGCUUCAACGGUGGUGCCUCACCUCAGUUACCUUAUUACGACUAUCAAGAGCUACUGGCCGUUCCAAGAUUCGACUAACCCGGGCAUCGGUUCCACUGGUACCAGCCAUCAUCGCGGUUACGAGUACAGCCAAUACCACGAGAUCCGAGCAACAACGACGUCUAAAACCCACCACUCGUCUUCCGAAGUCUUUCCGGAACAAAGUCGUUUUGACCCAACUCGCGGCGGUGAGUACGACUUCUUCCGAGGCAAUACGGCCAUCCCGGACAACACUUUCGGACCUGACGAGGAGCGUAUUUUCAUCGACGAGGAUCCCUUCGAGGCAGAGGAAGCGGUCUUCGCAAUAGAGCAUAAAGAUGUAUCGCGCCAGCCCGAUCCCACAUCCCGCCACGAGACCAGCUUCGCCUUGCCGACGGUGACAAUGGUGAACUUCGAGGGUCACUCGACGCGCCACCACCAUGGCAGCACCGAAUACGCCGGUAGGAAUCAGCGGGGUACCCAGAGCAGCAGACAUUUGGAACUGAUCAGUCAGCCGACAAUUGAGCGGGAGACGAUCGCGCAAAGUGAAUCGACUGAAAAAGAGGAGGAGGUCGUGAGGAAGAGCUCAAUCGAUUCGGACAAGAUCACGCCCAAGAUAGCGGAUGAUCUCGAUAAGGGUAGCUUCGAGCCCUCGGUAUCAAGUGCAGCUUCUUUCCUGGAAGAAGACGAAUCGGAGACCGACGUGAGGCAGGUGAGCGAGACAUCAGUGACGAUGAUGGAAAAUGCUUCGACGACUAGCGCGCCGAUGAUUUCCAAGAUCGAUGAGAAAGGGGAGGUCCCAGAAGAAGAGGAGUUAGAGGUCGGCGGUAAGACGGGCAAAGAGAUGAUGAGGAACGUGGACGUCGCCAAGACUGCAACGACCAAAAUCGAGGCAAGCAGGAACGUGACACCUGUUGUGCUCGGCAGCGAGGACAAGAACCAAGAGCCAACUAUCGGAUCUGUCGUGGUCUUUAGCAAAGCUAUGGACGAUUUGAUAUUCGAAUGGGUCACAACCGAUUGGUCUCGAUGCUCACAAACAUGCGGUGGCGGAGGAUUUCAGAUGCGCGGUGCCCAGUGCACAGUCCGUUCGGCAAAGAACGAUUCGAACGCGAACAAAGUCACAUCUCGAACCGUCAUUGGUGCAUCGCUGUGCGAGGAUGCGGGUUACCCUGUACCCGAAAAAGUACGAGCUUGCGGUGCUGGAAAAUGUCCACAGUGGUACAGCGGCGAAUGGUCGCCUUGCGAAACUUCUCGUUGUUUCAAUUGGAAAACCGCUAUGCAAAGGAGAGAAAUUAGUUGUCGCUUAAUUGAAGAAUCUGAAAAUAAAACGGAAAACGUAACCACUACAGACCCAGGCAAAUGUGACGAAGCUAUGAGGCCUCCACAAAGACAAGAAUGUUAUAAUGACGCUUGCAAAGGCGUUUGGAGAGUUGGUGACUGGUCAGAGUGCACAGCUUCAUGCGAAGAAGACGGAAUCAAAUAUCGAAUUUUGCAAUGUGUUUGGUUUGGAACGAAGAAACCAGCUGGUAACGCUUGCAGGGAUAUACCUCGACCGCCAGUCAUGAAGCCCUGUCGCGGACCACCGUGUAUCAAAGCUUCGGAUGAGUGCAAGGAUUAUUCACAGCUAUGCGGACGAGUGAAAUUACUGGGUAUGUGUCGUGUGCCUCUCUACGGAAAGCAGUGCUGCAAAUCCUGUCAUCAAGAGCGGAACUCAUAAAUUGAAUCGUGAAGCUCUUUCUAAAACGGAAAAAUACGUGCAAAGUAAGAGUCGACCAAAACGAAAUUUUCUUACCUUCGUAAACUUGAAAUACUUGGCCGUUAGGCAUCCGAGUGUUGCGACAUUAACUCGAUUCCUAUAUAAGAAAUUGCGAAUUUCAUCAAACAAGUAGUUUGUGAGAAUUACGUGUGAGCUCUUGCUUAAACUAUUUAAUUUAGGAGCAGUUUAAUUAUUUGUUUGUGUGCUCCUUUACCCUUCGGACUUUUGGAUAUACUAGAACUCUCACGAUAAUUUGAUUUGAGACUGCUAAACCUUUUCAGCAUUGGUGCUUCAAAUCAUAUAGAGAAAAUCUCGAAAAUUAAUAUACAAAAACGUUGUUAAUACCGAAGCGAAGGAAUCUGAACGUAAAUGCAGCAAAUUAUCACUGGUGCUGCAGAGUUACGUGUAUUUAUUUAUUUAAAAUACCUAACAGAAAACCUUAGAAAAUAUUUCAUAGUUUUUGUACUUUAAUAUCAUAUUCUAUAUCGUAUAAAUGUUUUAAUGAACAUUUCAUUUUACAUUUGAAUUAAAUUUUUAGUUAGCAGCGUAAGUUUUAUAGCUUACAGUUUUACGCGAAUCCUAUAAUAGAAUGAAUUGUUAGGUUCGGAUAGUUUGAAAAAUAUGAUGAUGAAUUACAAAGCAAAGAAACUUUUCUGAUAUUUUUUGUUAAACGUGGAGGCUAGUUAAAGGGAAAACUCAUUUUUCAAGACUGAAAAGUACUAUAAUACUGUUUAAAAAGUAUAUCCACACUGAACAGAAUAAAAGCCAAUCCAACUUGAUAUUUCUUAAAAUAAAGCGUCGUCAGUUUAGAUUGCAAAUUGUUUUAGACGUUAUCCAAAGAAUAUUCAAAUUCGCACAACCUAUCAACAUCUUUUUCUAUGUUAUGUAUAUCAAGUAUUUACUAUACUUCCCUCUAAUCUUAUUACAUUUUUUUCAACUGGAAGAAAAAAAGACGUAUAACUCAGAAUACAAAGUAUAGUAUCGUUGAAGUGACACAUUCGUGGAUUACGCAAAAUAUAAAUAUAUAAAUAAAUAUAAAUAUAUAAAUAUAUUAAAAAAUAUGCCUACUAUAGUAUACUUUCGCGGGUCAAACGUAAGCCAAUAGAGUUUAAGCAAUAAAUAAAUAUAUAUAUAGGCAAUUGUAAGAUAAUAUUUUGUUAAAAGGUGUCAUGUUUGACGAAAGUUCGUUGACACAUGACUCUGUCGUUCGGACACAAAAACAAUUGAUCGAUCGACCAAUUUAGUGUUUUAUGGUGAUAAUUUUAUAAUGUUAACAUACUUUCGCCAUCAACGAAUUUGCCUCGAAAAGAUGGCUGCGCGACAGGUUUGCCAAAAAGAGCUAUGCAAAUAUGUAUGAUGAUGUAAAAUGGAAAACGAUAAAAAAACAAAAGAAAUUAAUAAUCACGCGGCGAAGAAAGGGAGGGCUUUGCGACAUACGAGCUUCUUAAAUGCAGCGUAAAAUAUCAUGAUUCUUCUAAUCGAGAUAUCUGUAUGCAGUGUGCAGAAUGCAGAUAUUUGUAAUCGCACGCGUAAUCUAGAUUCUAUUUUCGGUAGUUUGCUUUAAAUCGUCCAAGCUCAUUUUACCCUGCCUUUCCUCCCUUUCGUUCGCGGAGAUCGCCGUCGAACAAAAAAUGGUUAUCAUAUUACUAAUAUAUAUACGUGGGAAUGUGUGCAUGCAGAUCGUUCUGAGCACAUAAGUGCGUGAAACAGGAAUGGUAGCGUACGGCGUUGUGUUAAAAUUCCGUAUAUUUAUAUUCAAUUUCCUAGAGAUGUUUUCCCCGAUACAACAGGCGUAUAGUAUAAUGAAAUAUACGUAUUUCAGAGAUUUUCGUUAUAUUCAAAAACUGUACAAUUAAAUCCUUCACUCGACACUAUUUUCUAGAUUAUAUCAAUUUUUCUCCAAUCUAUAUUAUUAAUGCUAAAUUUAGAACAAAAAAAUAUGCGUUACAACUUUUAUAUAUUGUUAGUAUUAUAAUUGAUCCUUUUGUUUAUAAAAAAUAUGACAUUCAAGGAUCGCAUUAGUUAAUAAUUAAACCUACGAAAAUCUUUCUUGAAGAAAGCAAAAAUUAUUAAAUUAACAUCAUAUUUAUAUUAAUAUUUAUAAGGAUUGAAAGAAUGAAAUGCAGAAAGUAUACAUUGUAAAUAGAAUUUCUAAUAUUUUACCAUUAAUGAAAAUAUGACGAAAUUUAUUAUAACAUCAUGAAAUUUGAAUAUUAUACACUACUAUAGUUGAUUUGAAAACAUGAGAUAAAAUUAUUGACAGAAAAUAAUGAAUACAGUAUAAUAUUGACUCUAUAAACUAAUGAUAAUACAGUUAUCAAAAAAUUAUGUUUCAAUUAAUAGACAAGUCGUAUUUAAAAAAAAAAGUAUAGUUUGUAAUAGUGUACUAUACAACGGUCCUGUCUUACGCGAUAAAAUCAAAUUCCUUUAAGAUGUGAAACAAAAAAAUACACUUAUAAUGCAAAUGAUAUAUAAACUUGAAAACAUGCGUAUGAAUUUUCUGUUCCAUUUUUAUAAUUGUUAUCGUCUCAAUCUUCAAUGAUGCCAUUAAUUUUUUUGUACAUAUUGCAAAUUAGUUAAGUUUUAGUGAUAUAAUUAAUGCAUAAGUCUAUACACACUCGCGUGUUCGCCCACUAUGCCCUACACAACUAUGCGAAUAAUUAUGAAAACGGCGAAAUAGUACUUAUUACUGUUCAUCACAUGUAUGUACAUAUGUAACUGCCUGAUCCUUAUAUGCAUAUACAUACAGAUCCGAUGUGUAUAUAUGUAUAUGUAUAUUUAAAAAUAUAAACCAAGAACUAUGUCUAACUUUGGAUUAUUUUCUACACCUUCACAAUUCCUUUUUCAUUGUCGUUGUAUAAUUGAGUUAACAUGCUUUGAAUAAGAUUUUAUUAAAACGCUAUGAUAUGCUAGUAUUGACUCUAAUUUAUUUUAUUGCUUGUCGUAAUCUU
This is a messenger RNA of Nasonia vitripennis (jewel wasp), 8112 nucleotides long. It is a transcript of the gene nolo, whose product is annotated as protein madd-4. Bases 515 to 5122 code for a protein of 1535 amino acids. Gene Ontology annotation, biological process: extracellular matrix organization. Lineage: Eukaryota; Metazoa; Arthropoda; Insecta; Hymenoptera; Pteromalidae. The record is from RefSeq and is a predicted model, not a curated record. The transcript is spliced from 27 exons. Gene Ontology annotation, cellular component: extracellular matrix. Gene Ontology annotation, molecular function: metalloendopeptidase activity.